This is a messenger RNA of Chaetomium globosum CBS 148.51, 1002 nucleotides long. RefSeq lists its product as uncharacterized. The record is from RefSeq and is a predicted model, not a curated record. Lineage: Eukaryota; Fungi; Ascomycota; Sordariomycetes; Sordariales; Chaetomiaceae. Bases 1 to 1002 code for a protein of 333 amino acids. The transcript has 3 exons.
AUGUCCACCGCCACCAAACUCCUCCCCCGCCUCAUCCGCCAAACCUUCCUCGCCGCCGAGCAAUCCGAAGGCGCCGGCGCCCGCGUGCGCCGCUCCAUCGGCACGCCCAAGCUGCGCCACUUCUCGCCCCUUCCUCAUGCUCGACCACUUCGCCGUGCCCGGAUGGACCACGAGGACUUCGCCGGCAAUAAGGGACGGCUGGGGCCCGGGGACCUGCAGUUCAUGACCGCGGGGAGGGGCAUCGUGCAUGCGGAGAUGCCCGUCGAGAGGAAGGAUGGGAGGCCGAAUGUCGGGCUGCAGUUGUGGGUGGAUUUGCCGGAGCGGCUGAAGGCGUGUGAGCCGAGGUACAGGGAUUUGAAGGCGGAGGAGGUGCCGGUGGUGGAGGUGGAUGGGGGGAGGGUGAGGGUCAAGGUGAUUAGUGGGCAGAGUCAUGGGGUGGAUUCGGUGAAGGAUUUGGCGUAUACCCCCGUGUGGUUGCUGGAUGUGGAGGUGAAGCCGGGGGGCAGCAUCGUGCAGCCGCUGCCGGAGGGGUGGAAUGCGUUUGCGUAUACCCUGGAGGGGGAGGUGUUGAUUGGGGAGAAGGGGAACCAGCGCACGGUGGGGCAGUAUCAUAAUGUGGUGUUUGAGGGGGAAGGCCAGGCCGUGUACGCGGCAGUGGAUGAGGGGGCCGAGAAGAGCGCGCGGUUUGUCAUUGUCGCGGGCACGCCGCUCGACCAGAAGGUGGUGCAGUACGGGCCGUUCGUGCUGACCAAGCAGGAGGACGUGUACAAGGCGUUUAUGGACUACCAGACGCACUCGAAUGGGUUCGAGAGGGCGGAGGGGUGGGAGAGUGAGAUUGGGAAGAGGAUGGUACUAAGUACAUGCGGUCCCUCAGCGAUUAACUCGGUAGGAAAAACCAUGCCUAAGCUGGAUGAAAACCUCCGCACCUCCGCUGCGGCCUUGCCGCUACCCCGUGGAUCCAUCUCCUCGAAAGGGCUCACCCACCUUCCGAGGUCAAAGUAA